Messenger RNA from Heterotrigona itama, 2212 nucleotides. NCBI's taxonomy places the organism in Eukaryota, Metazoa, Arthropoda, Insecta, Hymenoptera, Apidae. The record is from the annotation of a GenBank genome assembly.
AUGAGUAUGAUAUAUGAUACUAGAAAUCAACAAGUUGUAAGAGUUGCUUCUUCACUUUAGAACAAAUAGCAAUUGUAAUUAUAAGAAGCAUGUGAAUUAUAUAAGAGUAUAAUUUCACGAUUCAAUUAUUUUUUAAAAAAGAUUCAAGCACGAGUUUGCUCAAAUGAAAGAAUAUCUUGAAACAAAGAAACAAAAAUAUAAUUACCAAUAAUUGGUUGAACUUUGGAUGGUUCUACAAUCACAUCUUCGAUAAUCCCCUUGAUCACUUUCAUGGUCCUCGAUUGCUAUUUAACUUUGGCUUUUAUAUCUCAAAUAUAUACAAAUUUGUAUACAACUGGAUCUUGAAACACUCGCAUGACACUGAAGCGCCCCCGGAAGUUAUAUCUCUUGCGAUCUUACCGGAAGUCAAAACAUUUGGUUGAAUUUCCAAGUAAGUUCACAGAAGAAUAUAAACUCGUUUCAGAAUAUAACCUAUAUCUUUUCUUUAUUAUGAUCUGUUUUCAAUAUUUUUAUUGACAAAAUUAAUUGAACAAAAAAGUUUUGCUUCCUAUAAAUAUUGAACAAUUUCAGAACUUACGGGAGAUAUAUUUUUAUAUUAAUUAAAUUAUUUUCAUAAAAAUUAUUUUCAUUAAAUUAUUUUAAUUAAGUUUUGUUAUCAGAUAAUUAGUGCUCGGAUAUUAUUUAAAUUUUUAAUAUUAUUAAAAUAUAUUUUAAUAUUGUAAUUGUAGUAUUGUAUUGUAAUUUAAUAUUGUAAGCAAUAAUUUAAUAAUAUAAUAAAUUUAAUAUUAUCGAAAUAUAAUAUAAUAUAUAAAUAUAAUAUAUAAUUAAUAUUACUAGUAAUGUUAUGUUCUGUUAAUUUUUCUGAACCGAAAAGGUACAUGUGCACUUUAUAAUUUGCUCCCUAUAUGAUAUACAAUAUCGGUAUCUUUCUUACUACGCUCCUGUUUUGUAUUGUCUAUAUGAACUUUCGAGAAGUACGCUGUACGUGAAUGUUGUGUCAAGUCUUCCGAUGAUUUACGUUUGAUGUUUAAAAGAGAAUAGUCAAUCUAAUGGGUAACGAAGAAACUCCAAUUGCGGUGAAUAACAAUGAGGUAAGAAACGCAGUCGAAUAUUGUUAAAUUACACAAACGGCAACGCACCCAUUACUUUAUGCAUAAUGUGAAAAUUAUUAACUUUUGUAGAUGCCAGUUCCAAAAAUAAGACAUGAUUGGUAUCAAACGGAAAGUCAUGUCAUAGUCCCGAUUCUUGCUAAAAGUGCACAAAAUGUCAAAGUCGUUUACGAGAAAAAUACGUUAAGUGUGUCUGCCCAGUUACCAUCGGGCAAUGAAUAUAGCUUGGAGUUAGAUUUAGCUCACGCAAUAGUGCCAGAUCUAUCUACUCAUAAAGUUGAUCCAUCUAAAAUAGAAAUUAAAUUGAAAAAACAAGAUGGAAUUACGUGGACCACAUUGGAAGGAAAUCCGGUUGCACAAAACACGGUGCAACCUAUACCUCGAGAAAUUUUACAAACUGGAACUCAACCAGAAAAGAAUCCUGGGACUGGGAAAAAACCGCGAGACUGGGAUAAAGUAGAGAAAGAGAUAGAGAAGCAAGAAGCAGAAGAAAAGCCAGUGGGAGAAGCUGCUCUCUAUGCUUUGUUCCAACAGAUAUAUGGCAGCGGCUCCGACGAAGUCAGACGUGCAAUGAACAAAUCUUUUCAAGAAUCCGGUGGUACAGUAUUGAGCACGAAUUGGUCAGAAGUAAGCAAAGGUAAAGUUGAGGUAAAAUUACCAGAUGGUAUGGAAUGGAAAUCCUGGAGUACGUAGAACAGACAAUUAAAAUUUGCUUACUGUAUUUGACAAGUAAUAAUUUCACUUCAUCUUUAUGAAAAUCAUUAAUAGAUGAUUGACGAUUUAUUGAAAAUAAAACUAGUUAAACAAUUGUAUUUGUCCAGUUUGUGAAAUAUAUGUGUGUAUUUUUCUGGAAAUAUUAUAAUCUCUGUGUUUCUUAUUAUAAAGAAUAAUUCAGCUAAAUUAUACAAUGACAAACACAGUUAGAUACAUAUAUUAAUGCAUUCUUUACUUUAUUGUUUAAUAAAAUAUAUACAUGUAUUAUACAUUUAUUUAUAAAACAUUUACAAAUAAUUAAAUGCCUGUUACUAAAAAAUGAUUCCAAAUAAAAUGAUAUUAUUAAUUUUUUAGUUAUUCAUUAUUACGAAUUGCGUGAUGAUUUUUAA